CCUUCAGGACCUCACGAUCCCCCUCGAGUGUCUAUCCACCCACUCCCAUUCACGUUCACAGGCUCCUCUAGCUGUCGUUCAUCCCGGUGAGCACAGGAAAACGAACGGAAAGAAUAGAAUAAAGGACGCCCCAAAAGAUAACAAAAACAAUACUCGGGAGAGACUUCAUAGGAAUCAGCUCGUUUGGCGAGUGGGAGAGAGACAGACAGACAGACAGAGAGAGGGGAAGAGAAUGGAGCAGAGUGUACAGAUGAUGAGCGCGACGAGGGGUAGAGUCUUGCAGUGUUGCGACCGCCCGGUCGCAUUCGCACGCAGAGGGAUGCCAAAUUCGCCGACACGAAAAGGAGGGGCGGUGCUGAAGAAGUCCGCACUCAACUUCUCGCUGUCUUCUUCUCCUCCUCCUCUCGCCAGCUCGCUCAGCGUUAGGCACCAGAGGAGGUCUAGCAUUAUCUGCAAGGCCCGCGACGCGCUAGACGAAGUACGAGUGGUGACCGACUCGAGCUGGAGCAACCUGGUGAUCGCCAGCGAGAACCCCGUCCUGGUGGAGUUCUGGGCGCCAUGGUGCGGACCCUGCAGGAUGAUAGCCCCAGUCAUCGACGAGCUGGCCAAGGAGUAUGCCGGCAAGAUCGCCUGCUAUAAGCUCAACACCGACGACUGCCCCACCAUCGCCACGCAAUAUGGGAUCCGGAGCAUCCCGACUGUCCUCUUCUUCAAGAAUGGCGAGAAGAAGGAGAGCGUGAUCGGGGCCGUCCCCAAGUCCACCUUAUCUGCCACCGUUGAGAAGUACCUUGAUCUGUGAAUUGAGAGCCUCUCAAAACAAUCACUCUUCAGGAUUUUGCGUCAGUACUUGUACUACAUUACUUGAUGUGUUUAUAAGAACCCAUCACAUCAUCGUAUGUUGUUGUUGUACAUGAACAUACUGCCGUUUGAAAUCUACCGUUUCUUUGUGGGUGAAGAAGAAUGGAGAUCUCUUUUGGCAAGAGAUGUGUUUUAAUUAA
This is a messenger RNA of Eucalyptus grandis, 998 nucleotides long. RefSeq names its product thioredoxin M-type, chloroplastic. The coding region runs from base 233 to 799 and encodes 188 amino acids. Gene Ontology annotation, cellular component: cytoplasm. Gene Ontology annotation, molecular function: protein-disulfide reductase activity; oxidoreductase activity, acting on a sulfur group of donors, disulfide as acceptor. The record is from RefSeq and is a predicted model, not a curated record. Lineage: Eukaryota; Viridiplantae; Streptophyta; Magnoliopsida; Myrtales; Myrtaceae. The transcript has 2 exons.